Messenger RNA from Perognathus longimembris pacificus (Pacific pocket mouse), 2427 nucleotides. RefSeq lists its product as uncharacterized. The record is from RefSeq and is a predicted model, not a curated record. The coding region runs from base 1 to 2427 and encodes 808 amino acids. NCBI's taxonomy places the organism in Eukaryota, Metazoa, Chordata, Mammalia, Rodentia, Heteromyidae. The transcript is spliced from 5 exons.
AUGUACUUCACACUACUCUUCAACCAGGUAGCAAGAGAGGUCUGUCAUUCUUCUUUUGCUCCUUACUGGACACACUUGUGCUCAUUAGCUUCAGCUACCCAUACAUCCUCUAGUAUCAUUUCCUCAUCCCUUGUAUCUCCAGUUGAUGUUACCCCUUCUCUCACCAUGUCAGACAACUUCCAAAAUCCAUCUUUACUUGGAGCUGCAAACUCGUUGCAGUUGUCCCUUCCUGUGGUGAGCGAUGCCACUUCUCUAACAGGAAAUGUCUGCAACCUCUCCACAGUCUCGACUCCAGCAUUCACUUCAGCAUGGCCACUACUAUCAACCCCUGGCACCUCUUUCCAGCCACUCACAGGAAGUGCCUAUCUUUGCCAACAUUCAAGCUCACCCAUGCUGUCAGGGGUUACUGGCCAGAACCACAUCUCCACUUCAGCUACCUCAUGUCCCAGUACUCUUAAAUGGGAGUACAUAGGACACAAUAAAAAGAAGUCACCUGAACAUGGAGACUUCACUGUGACUCUCGUUGACCAGGGCACAUCAGUCCCUUCAAUAACCAUGACAUCUCAAUAUGCAGAUGCCAAUGCCAUAGCCCCUUUGUAUCCAUCACUGUCUGCCAGCCUGGUUCAGGGGACACUAUCUCAGAUUCCACAUCAAGAGAAUAGCUUGUUACUUCCCCACCAACAAAGAAACCAUGUUUACUACUACCAGCAAAACACAGCAGGCCCUCUGUUGUCUGAAGAACCUGGUCUCUGCCUGCAAUCAUAUGGCUCUGUGUCCUAUACAGGGAGUGGGGUCUUUGCUCCUCAGCCAGAUAUAGUGAUGAUGCUCCAAGAGGUUCAGCCCACAACUGUCCUACCACCAGUCUCCACUUCUGGAAUCUAUGACUCUGUGUCUGCUCAACCCAACACAGAAAUCAAUUUUCAAGAAACUUCCCUGGCAAUGGACACUUUCCUAAAAUUGCAACUUCCAAGUCUGAAAUUUUGUCAGUCAGAAAUUCCAGACUGCUCCAGGUCCUACAAGCAUAAAUACAUUAAUUUUAACCAGUUUUCCAACUCCUUCACAGAGCUUGAAGAAUCCAAUGUUUCUACUACAACCCACAUCAAAGAUACAGAAACCAUCCAUGAUAUUCUGCUGCAGGAAAACUCAAUGAUCACCAAGUAUUCCAUUGGUCAAGACCAAAGGAACAAGCAUGAAGCCUUGGAAAAUGUGAAUGGAAUUCCUGAGGCCAAAGUCCAAUGCCCAAACCCAGAGUGCCUGCUGAAGGAAGAGGUGAUUGUGUGCACCGUCCCAGCCAGUGACAAGGCUUCUAUGAACACAGCCAAGCCUUCUACCAGAAAAACUCCAAAAGCUGCAUCCAGCAGAGUCAGCAAAACUAAGAGCCAUGCUCAGAAAGAGACCAAAAGGAUCAGGGAAAACAACACCAAGAAAUGUGAAGAGACCAAGCAGUCAGGGGACAAAAUCAAGACAGAAGAGAAGACAAGCACUCCCAAGAUGAAGCACAAGAGAAAUCACCCUGAGCUUAACCCAGAGAACUUCAAAAGGCCUCGAACCAAUCUAGGUGUGCAGAUGUGGGAGUCAGUGCAGGUUUUUCAUGCACUAGGGAAGAAAAAUGAGAAGAAAAAGGAACUCUCUUCCCCCAAGACCUUGAGAAAUGCAAGCAGCACACAAGACACCAAGUUUACCCCUGCUAGGAAAUCGUGGCUGCAUAUUCCACAUGAGGGUAGAGGCCCUAAAAACAUUCCAGUCAAGAAAAGGGACAGGAGUGAAAGCCAGUAUCCAUCACCGUCCCAGGAUGAGCUGCCUCCACCUGGGAAGGUCAAGCUGGUUCCUUUGCCUUUUCUAACCCCAGAGAAGCCUCAAGCUCGACCUAUUUCUCGCAGGCUACAGUCUCUGGCCUCCCGGAGGCCCACUGUACCUUACCCUGCUAGACCUUGUUCUAACACAGCUCAACCUCCUGCUGUCAGCCUAUCUCAACCAGCUACUACCAACACAAAUUCCAUAGGUUCCACCAAAACAUCUCAGCCAAUUGCAACCAAUACAAACACAAAGGGAUUGAACAACACUCCCCAGCUUAAGGAGUCCCAGGCUGCUGUUGCUAGGCCUGAACCCUACAAAACAUCAUCUUCCACUUCUCUCCAGCACAAGCUUGCUGGGUACAAGCUCCAGUCCAUGCCUAAGCCUCAAAACCAGUAUCUACUCGAAGAUUUCAGCCGCCAACCCAUUCCAUGGAGGAAGCCUGAUAUUCCUGGGCCAGUAGUAUCAAAUCCCAUCACCAAAGAGCAAAGGCCAGAGCGUGAAGCCAUGAAAAGGCAGGCCCAGCAAGAACGCGAGAAAGCUGCCCAAUACACUGCCUUGGGGAAAUUGCAGUUUUUUGUUCAGAGGCAAAAAGAUAUGGAAGUUUCUAAAUACUAUGGCUAUGCAAUGUAA